Molecule: messenger RNA, 411 nt
Organism: Racocetra fulgida
Lineage: Eukaryota; Fungi; Glomeromycota; Glomeromycetes; Diversisporales; Gigasporaceae
Source: the annotation of a GenBank genome assembly
CAAGAAGAUAAUUGUGAUCAUGAAAUUAACGAUGAUGAAAUUAAUGAGAAAACAGAAGGAUCCGCAUCUAGUGACCUGCACUCAGUCAAUGAUAUAGCCGAUAUGCUUAAGCAAGCAACCCUAAUGAAAAAUGCCAGUAGUAAUUAUGAAGAAGACAUUGAUUUAAUCAAUGACGAGUCACCAGAAUGGUCAGAAUGCGAUGAUUGUUUUGGAUCUAAAAAGGAAUACUGUGAAUUUUGUGGUUGCUCUGUAUGCAAACGGAAAGAUGAUCCAGGCUGCAUCCUGUUAUGCGAUGGUUGUGAAAAAGGCUUUCAUACCAGAUGUUUAAAUCCUCAGCUCGAUAGUAUACCUGCUGGAGAAUGGUAUUGUGAUGAGUGUAAUAUAAAUUCAGAUUACGUUGACAAUCAAAUU